AUGGCGUUGUUUCGCAGUGCAGCCCAGACUGCAUUUCUUCUCUCUCCUCUAUUCGCGCUCGCAUUCGCAGAUUCGAGCCAACAAUCUCCUGCCUCCAUCGCCUGUGGAUCUCUUCAGAAAACCCACCCUGGCCAGAAGUACUGGAGCAAGGCCAACUCCGAUCCCGCGAACUUGCCCGAAUGCGUCUUUCUCCCCACGGCCGCCUCGGACGUUGCUUCUGCCGUUCUCGUCCUCAAUCAGAACCCCUCCGUGCAGUGGGCUGUCAAGGGUGCAGGUCACAACCCCAAUGUUGGGUUCUCGUCUGCGGGUGGUGGUGUCUUAAUCGCGCUGGAGAAGAUGAAUAGUACUUUCUUGGACGAUGAGAACCGUGCUCAUAUUGGUGCUGGCAGUCGCUGGGGUCCUGCGCAGAGCGUUCUGGAUAGUUACGGCCGCGCUGUGGUUGCUGGUCGCCUCGGUCCCGUCGGAGUCGCUGGUUUGACUUUAGGCGGUGGUCUGAGUUUCCUGAGCACUGAAUAUGGUUUCACUGCCGAUAACGUCGUAAGCUAUGAGAUUGUCACUGCGGCUGGCGAAGGCGGCGGGAAUCAGUUCGCCAUCGUCACAACGUUCAUCAUGCAGACAUAUCCCAUUGGAAGAGUGUGGGGUGGCCACAGGAUUUACACCUUGGACAAGAAAGCAGAACUUCUGCGGGCAACGCACAACCUUGCCUCCAAUUACUACGAUCCCAAAGCGGCGGUCAUUGUCACCUUCACCACUACGCUCUUGGACCUGGUACAGAUCUUUGUCGUGUUCUACUUCUACAACGAUGCAGCUGGCCCUGGGGCCAUCUUGGACGAGUUCAACGCGAUCGAGGCUCUGAGUGACCAAACUAAAGCCGGAUGGCUGUUUGGGGAUCUGCUGAAGGAUAACGGUCAAUUCGCUUUCGAUGGCAUGCGUUACUUGAUCCGAGAGAACACCAUUCCAAGCCUGCCCGGCUCGAUCGGUAUGGAUCUCUUCAACUAUACCUUCAACAGUUGGCACGACGCCUCGAUGCUGCGCGUCCUCGGAGCUGUAGACAACUUGGUCUUCAACAUAGCCUUCCAGCCUGUCCCCCAUCAGUUGAUUGAGGCGUCAGCUACGUCUCCGUCCGGCGGCAACCGCCUAGGAAUGCUCCCGGAGACAGGUGACCACAUUUUCAUGGAGUACGAUCUCUCAUGGCUCCUCCCAACCUCGGAUACUCUCGCGGCGAAGUACAUCGAGGAGGUCACACAGCCAGUUGCCGAUUACCAAAGAGCGAAGUACUCCAACACGGCCCCGACCAACUACAAGAGUGGGAACUUGAGUUUCACGAAUUUCAACCCGAUCUUCAUGAAUGAUGCCAUGUACAACCAGGAUCCUUUGCAGAGCUAUGGCGAAGAGACGUAUAAUCGAUUGGCUCAGAUUCAGAAGCAGGUCGAUCCUCAGGGCCUCUUUUCAAAGCGAACGAAGGGUUGGAAGUUCCAGUAA
Messenger RNA from Dissoconium aciculare CBS 342.82, 1482 nucleotides. RefSeq names its product FAD-binding domain-containing protein. The transcript has 4 exons. Gene Ontology annotation, molecular function: FAD binding. The record is from RefSeq and is a predicted model, not a curated record. Bases 1 to 1482 code for a protein of 493 amino acids. Lineage: Eukaryota; Fungi; Ascomycota; Dothideomycetes; Mycosphaerellales; Dissoconiaceae.